Molecule: messenger RNA, 537 nt
Organism: Caenorhabditis remanei
Lineage: Eukaryota; Metazoa; Nematoda; Chromadorea; Rhabditida; Rhabditidae
Exons: 2
Coding region: 1-537 (178 amino acids)
Biological process (GO): SRP-dependent cotranslational protein targeting to membrane
Cellular component (GO): endoplasmic reticulum; membrane
Source: RefSeq, a predicted model, not a curated record
AUGGGCAAGCUCACCAAGGAGGAAGAAACGCUCUUGUCGAGCUACUCGGCAACCAGCUCCACCAAAGGAACCAUCUUCUUCUACUUCAACGCCUUGUUGAUCUCCUUGGCGCCACUCUACCUCUUCUACGGAGUCCACCAGAUGGAGGUCUACGAUUCGUUGGCUGUAUUUGUUCUUUCAGCCGGUGGAACCGCCUACUUGUUGCAAUACGCCUGCAAGAACCAGAAGAGACUUCUUAAGCAUCAAAUCGUGAUGAAGCGUGGACCAGCCGUCGAGCGUGAGAUCAAUGAGAGAUUCGGAAACGAUAAGAAGUUGACUAUCAAGGACAGAGAGAACCGUGCUCUUAUCCGCAAGAACGAGGUCGCCGACAGCGAAUCGACCUACUUGUCGAUCUUCUACACCAACACUCUCUUCUUGACAAUCAUGCUUAUCAGCGCGUUCUUCUUGCUCGCCAACCUCGCUCCAGUCUUCAACUUGCUCAUCUCCACCAUCGGAUCCGCUGGGCUCGUUGCCUUCCUCUCCACUGCUAAGAACUAG